Molecule: messenger RNA, 922 nt
Organism: Diorhabda sublineata
Lineage: Eukaryota; Metazoa; Arthropoda; Insecta; Coleoptera; Chrysomelidae
Product: pleiotrophin-like
Exons: 5
Coding region: 261-716 (151 amino acids)
Biological process (GO): mesoderm morphogenesis
Cellular component (GO): extracellular region
Molecular function (GO): growth factor activity; heparin binding
Source: RefSeq, a predicted model, not a curated record
ACUCGGCAACCGCCGCUCAGCCUGCUCUGAUCGAUAGUGCCUUCGUUCACUCUCUCUCUGUGACUCUGUAACUUCGCGGUAGCUACAGCGCCACAGCCUCCUCAUCGCUGGAAACUUAACACAGUACGAGUUAAAGAAUACGCGUGUAAUAUUCGUAUUUUUUUGGGUUAAAUUGUGUCAGGAAACAUCGUUUUUUGUUGCUAUUUUUUAAACUAAAUCUCGUUUCUAAACAGGCUGUUGGUUGGUGAAGAAGUGUCAAGAUGAAGUGGUUGGCUCUUUGCGUGUUAGCUAUAGUAGUUAUAAGUUUGGCUGGAGCUGAUGGAGAAGUUUGGGAGGAAGAUGAUCACGAAGUACUUAUCAGAAGCGAAAGGGGAGCAAAGACUCGCGGUAAGCAAGAAUGCCGAUACGGUAAAGGAGCAUGGACGGAAUGUGAUCCGAAAACGAAUCAACGUUCUCGUACGUUGACGCUCAAGAAGGGCAACCAGACAAGUUGCGAACCUACCAAGACGAUUCAAAAGAAGUGCAAAAAAGCGUGUCGAUACGAAAAAGGUACAUGGGGUGAUUGUAAUGCGCAGAGCCAGAUGACAAGAAAUGACAAAUUGAAGCCAAACAGCGAUGCAUCAUGCGAGCAGACCAGACAAAUAACGAAAAAGUGUAAAGCAAAAGGUGCCAAGCCAACGAAAGAUAAGAAAGCUCCCCGUCGCAACAGGCAGUAAAGAAUAUUAGAAAAUUAGGAUAAAUAAGUUUAAAUAUUACUUCAUUUAGCGAUUCAUCAAAUCUUCACGCAAUAUUAUCAAUCAUAGAUUCAUUACAAUAAUUUUCUGUAGGAAUCUCAUGGUAAUCAAUAUGUUCAUAUACAUAUAUCAACAAUAUAUGUAUAUUUAUUAAAAUUUUACAAAUAAAGGUUAUGACAAAAUCAAAA